AAGUCACUCCACUCCAUGUUUUGCCCUGCCCUUGUGCGCUCUGCUCGCUGUGCGGCGCGUGCGUCUCCGCUGCGUUCCGCUCCCCUCACACACCGACUGUCAGAAAGACAGGGCAGCUGUGUGCGCGCGCCACGGAGAAGAGAGAAGUUGUUGGCACACUGAAGAACCGGGCUGCUUCUUCAGGAGGAUUUCUUCCAGCUCGGACUAGUUUCUCUCGUUUUUUUCUUAUGGUACCUUUUCGAAGAGGAAGAUGAGGUGGACGCAUCCAAAGUGAGGAGUUUUAUAUAUAUUUUUCUUUUUUAUAUACAUAUCAACAUCUGGACUCGAGAGAUCCUUUCAAUCAUCCACCUGGAUUUGUUUUUAUUCCAACGGCGUUUCUCUGAGAAAUCUAGAUUUUUACGGCCACAUCGUUGGAAGGAUUUCACUGAUGUAUGCGAUGUGGAGACUGCAGGUCUUCUGUACUCUGUCGGUGCUGUCCCUGUCAUCAGCUGCUGAGAGCAAAGCGCGGAGCUGUAGCGACGUUAGACAAGCUUACAGCGCCAAAGGCUUCAGCCUCCUCCAUGUACCUCAUCAGGAAAUAUCAGGUGAGCACCUCCGUGUCUGUCCUCAGGGAUACACCUGCUGCACGUCUGAGAUGGAGGACAAACUCAACCAGCAGAGCAAACUGGAGUUUGAACAUUUGGUGGAAAAGAACAGCAGCAACAUGAGGAUGACAUUUGUCUCCAGACAUAAACAGUUUGAUGAGUUUUUCUUGGAGCUGCUGGACAACUCUGAAAAAUCUCUGAACAGCAUGUUCACAAAGACGUACGGGAAGCUGUACAUGCAGAACUCUGAGGUGUUUCAGGACCUUUUCACCGAGCUGAAGCGCUACUACACGGGAGGCAACGUGAACCUGGAGGAGAUGCUGAACGACUUCUGGUCCAAGCUGCUGGAGCGCAUGUUCCAGUUACUCAACUCGCAGUACCACUUCACAGACGACUACCUGGAGUGUGUCACCAAAUACGGGGACCAGUUAAAGCCCUUUGGAGACGUGCCCAGGAAACUAAAGGCUCAGGUCACUAGAGCGUUUAUAGCUGCACGGACGUUUGUCCAGGGGCUAAUGGUGGGCCGGGAGGUCGCCAACAGGGUCGCUAAGGUGAAUGUAGUUCCAGCGUGUGUCAAAGCCUUGACCAAGAUGCUGUACUGUCCAUACUGCCGCAGCAUGCCCGGGCUGAAACCCUGCCACAACUACUGUCACAACGUUAUGAGAGGCUGCCUGGCAAACCAGGCAGACCUGGACACAGAAUGGAACCGUUUCAUAGACGCCAUGCUGCUGGUCGCAGACAGACUGGUGGGUCCUUCKAACAUUGAAGCCGUUAUUGAACCAAUCGACGUUAAGAUCUCUGAGGCCAUCAUGAUCAUGCAGGACAACAGCAUGCAAGUCUCAGCAAAGGUGUUUCAAGGGUGCGGGCAGCCGAAGCCGUCAGGACUCGGCAGGUCCACACGAGGCAUCUCGGAUGUGUUUAGUGGCCGCUUCCGGCCYUAUACCCCUGAACAGAGACCAACCACAGCAACUGGAACGAGCCUGGAUAGACUGGUGACUGACAUCAAAGAGAAGCUCAAAGAGUCCAGGGGGUUCUGGUCCAAAUUGCCAGAUGACAUCUGUGCCAAAGGCAAUCUGACAGAGUCUGAUGAGGAGCAGUGUUGGAACAGCCACACAAAGGGCAGAUACUUCCCAGAAGUGGUAAAGGAGGGUCUAACCAACCAGGUGAACAACCCCGAGGUGGACAUGGACAUCACCAGACCGGACACGCUGAUUCGACAACAGAUCAUGGCUCUACGAGUCAUGACCAACAAGCUCAACUAUGCCUACAUUGGAAAUGACAUCUACUUCCAGGACUCCAGUGACGAGGGCAGCACGUCCGGCAGCGGCAGCGACUGCUCUGACGGAUGCACGACAGAGYUGGUUUACGUCGCGACCGAAGCUCCUGUGAUCGGAGCCGACCGGAGCAACGAGCGCGCCGCAGCGGCGGCUCCGAGCGAGUCGCACUCCUGCGGACCCUCCAAGCUYCUGGUGAUGGCCUCCUUCGCGCUCCCACUUUGGGCACUGCAGACUCAGUGGAGAUAAUACAGUGCGGCCCGAUCACUGACUUUAAUACUGUUACGUAACAGUAUGUUUUACAGCAAAUCAUACGGCUGUUCCCUCACUGGACAUGUAGAACCUCCUGGAAACGUGUGGAGAACGGUUGAUUGGAUGGUUAAAGUAGGGCUGGAAGUGAGUGCAGUGCUGCAUCCUGCUUGUCGCCCGUCCCUCCUCUUCCCCAAAGAAUGCUCUGUGCCAUCAGUGAGCCAGCUUUCACAUCUCUGAAAAAAAAAGAAAAGUGGUGUUUUCACAUUAAUCUAAAGUGGGCUUCUUUUGUUGGUGAUGAAAUGGUCGUGAGGUGGUUCGUGUCAGUGAGUUUUCACAUGAAGGGGAAAUGAUUUUCCUUUGUGUGAUAAAGAGAAAAGAAGACGCCCUUUCUUUUCAUUUAAGUUCCCCCCCAUCAGACGAAAUAAGCAGAGUUUUACUGUGUGCAUGCAUGGAUGUGAUGUAAAAGAUGAUAUAUUUUUAGUUAUUUAUUCCUUUAGUUUUUGUUUCCUCUCCGUAGGCUGCACCGUUUUUGGGAUCCGUUGGCGUAGGACAGUCCGGCACUAGCAGUUUAUUUGUCUUUGGUGGUGUGAUGGUGGCUUCGGGGGUGGGGGGCAGGAGGUCUGACAGCCACUUUACUGUUGCACAUUUGAUUGUCUCUACAGAAGUGCUCAUGUACUGCACUAAGAAAAACUACUUUGCACAGAUUAUUUUGUUGGCUUAGUGUCUUUAUAAAGCUGCAAGAAGCAUCCACCGUAUACAGAAAAAGAUUUAUAUUUUCAGAUCAUUUAACUGAUUGUAUUGUACUUAUAAGCAGUUACAGUAUGUAGUUCACUGGAAAAUACUGUAAUGUAACCUUUACUGGUUUAGGUAAUUGCUGCUUUUAUAAAGUUUUUAUUUGUUUUA
This is a messenger RNA of Austrofundulus limnaeus, 3013 nucleotides long. It is a transcript of the gene gpc6a, whose product is annotated as glypican 6a. Gene Ontology annotation, biological process: regulation of signal transduction; cell migration; regulation of protein localization to membrane. The record is from RefSeq and is a predicted model, not a curated record. The transcript has 9 exons. Bases 428 to 2107 code for a protein of 559 amino acids. NCBI's taxonomy places the organism in Eukaryota, Metazoa, Chordata, Actinopteri, Cyprinodontiformes, Rivulidae. Gene Ontology annotation, cellular component: cell surface; synapse; extracellular region.